AUGUACCAAAGAAGACAUACGAUAGACAUUCCCAGGCCUCCCUUUCCUCCUUUUCCUUGUCUUCCUUUCCUCCGCUUCUCCUCUUCGCGCACAGCUGGCACGGACAAGGACAGUGACGAGGGAAAGAAUCGACAACGUCCAGGCUCAUAAAUUAAUACAAAUAUCGACUCCUGGAGCGGCGGGAGUCAUUCGCCGCCCAGUCAGCGUCGGGGGAGGACCUGCCACGCGCCUGCCGACUCCAGCUUGGUGUGCUCGCGAACCUGUCACGUCGAGUCGCUCCGUGCUCAGUGUGAACCCUCAGACCCUGCCGGCGGGUGCUUCGUCCCUCCCCUCUGCAGCGUGCUUGGUUUACAUGUCGUUUUUCAGCGAGGAGGAUACGAAGGACUGAUACAUGACUCCUCGCACGAGACUAGUAGUAUUUGCGCCCUCCUACAAGCUGAGGUUUACGGGCGCGGAGUGUUGCGAGACGGGCCUGCUCCUGCCGUGAGGGUGUGUGUGUCGGGCCGCGGCGUGACAGCGAGUGUUUGUGUGCUGGUGUCCAGGUGACCACCACAACAAGCCCGCCGCCGCCACCAUCGCCGCCACUGGCGCCCUCCACCACCACCAUCCACUCCGGGCACUCGAUAGUUCACGGAAACACUUCGACCAGCCAGUCCACGCCGCGUGUCGGGUCGCGAACAAAGACAUACUACGAUAUAUUCUGUGAUGUCUGUUAAAAGCACAUUGGUGGCUUGUGUUGCACCUGUAUAGAUCCCUGGCGCAAAUGAAGUUAAUUUACUGGACGUAAGAGCUGUACAGACUGCACACGCAGACACGCGAGGGCCUGAUGAGGUGGUUUGUGUCUCAGUUCCGGCACGGCGUCCCCCGCUGAGUGAAGACCCCACACGUGUUGGCCUUGAUGAGGAACACCUUCGUGUGCCCAUAAAUACGUGUGCCAGACGAAAGCCGCUGAGUCAGUGCCAGAACAAAAGUGAACAAACAAACAUGCGUCCCAGCCCGGCAUGGUGAGCAUCAGUGCCCGUGGCCCCCUCACGCCUGAGUGACGGGGUGGAGGCACCGCAGCAGCAGCAGCAGCAGCAGCAGCAACAACAGCCUGUGCCCUGCUGGCCUUGACUCCACACAAGACGCCGACCUCAUGAGCCACCUACACAACGCCAGCCUCACGGCGGGACGACACAUCUCACUUUAAUGCAAGUCUUCAGCGAGGUAUCCCGCCUCUUCAAGAUGGGCAUCUGUCUGGACACAGGCCAGCGACCCGAGUCCCUCUGUCUCCACGACUUGUAUGAAGAUCGCAGCGGGUCGCCGUUAGUGAGUGAAGGGAAGAAUGGCGAGGCGGCGACCACGGCAGCGACCACACCGGCCACCAUGGCGCCCCCGGGACCCACCGCCACGGCCCCAACGGAGACUAUCACCGGCGCACCCGUCAUCUUCUUCCUGGGGGGUCCGGGCAGCGGCAAGAUGACGCACGCGCAGAACCUCGCCGAUAUCCACGAGGGUUACCGACACAUCAACAUGACGGUGGUGAUCAGCGAGUACGUCAAGGAGAACGGCGGGGUCGUGUGCAGACGAACAAGCAGACGAAGGAGACACAGCCAGCUCCCGGAGGUCCCAAGACAGCUGGUGCAGACGGAGGGCGCGACAGACCUCGGCUCGCCCCAGUCCAUCUCUGCGACCAUCGGGCUGGCGCUCCUGGCCCGUGAGAUGCACCUGUCGCCCCGCUGCAAGGGUUACCUGGUCUCCGGCUACCCGCGAUACCUGGACGACGUGCACCACUACAACGACAAGCUCGGUCGACCCACGGGUGCCAUCCUGCUGGAGUGGGACCGCGCGACUCUCAUCAGGAAUAUAGAGUUGAGAAUGAGAGAAUAUUACGCGACGCACGCCUUGCGCCUCUCCCACACCGCGCGGCGGCUCGGCAACAUCGACGGGGCCAUCCUGCUCGACUGGCGGGAAUCGACGGUGUUGAACAACCUGGAGGCGGGGGCGCGGAUGGGCUCCCUCAUGCUGGAGGCGGCGAAGAAGGAGCUGACGGAGUUCACGACGAAGGUGCUGCCGGUGUGCGAAUACUACGAUAACCUGGGCAUGCUCUUCGUGGUGUCGGGGGAGAGGAGUCAAGAGGAGGUGUUCAGGGACGUCCAGAGAGCGCACUCCAAGAUACUUCGGUCCGCCCUCCACCCGCCGCACUCCCGCGCCUCCAUCGGGUCGUACCGCGAGUACCGCCGGAUAGCGCCGCACAGCCACCAGCACCAGCCGCUCUCCACCGCCACCAUCACCGCGCCGCCCGAGGACGAGGCACUCCCGCCCUGCAUCUUCUUCAUGGGUGGGCCCGGGAGCGACAAGUGGCGGCUCAUGAGCGGCAUUACGUACCUGUACCCGGGGUGGGCGUGCGUGGGCGUGGGCCAGAUGCUGCGGGACCACGUGGCGCGCUGGAAGGAGGACCCCGAGGCCUACACGGACCUGUCGAGCGAGAAGGUGUUGAUGGUGAACAACCUGAUGAGGAAAGGCGAGCUGGUGCCGCAGGACCUGAUUCUCGACUUGCUGCAGGAGAGGCUGAAGGAGCUCAAUUCUCGCGAGGGCAUCGUGCUGGUGGGCUUCCCGCGGGACAUCAUCCAGGCGCAGAACUUCGAGGAAAAAUUCCACCAGAUCCCGCCGCUGCUGCUCAUCGACUGCUCGGAGCUGGAGCUUGGGAGGAACCUCGGCCGCAGGGAGUGGCGGCUGGACGACAACGUGGCAGCGGCGCGGAGGAGGCUGGCCAUCUACCGCGAAGUCACGUUACCGAUGCUCAAGGCCUUCGACGAGAAGAACAGACUCAAGAUAAUUGACGGUGACGCUGACUGGGAGCAGGUGGAGCGGGAGGCAAAGCGAGCCAUCUACGUGGAAACCCAAAACCUGGCGAGACGCGGCCAGCGGUCAGCCGGAGUCACGCCCACCCCCUCCCCCCGCCGCGGCCUGGUGCGCCCCACCACGCCGGUCUUCCCCGCCGAGGUCCCCAACACCACCGUCACCAGAGAACAGGGAACGGAGAACCUCAACCAGGAACAACUGAACGGCCCCGUCGCCGCCGCCCCCGGCCAGGAGGCGAGGUCACCUUCCAGGGAACUGAAUGACGUCGUGACGGAGACGACGCCGAGGAGCCAACUGCAGCACGAGCUGGUCUGACCACCGCUGAAGCGCCGCUAGUGGCUGUGAUACCAAUAUCUUCCAGUAGAGACACAGGGAGGCGCCGUGUGUGUGUGUGUGUGUGUGUGUGUGUGUGUGUGUGUGUGUGUGUUGAAGAGAGCCAAGCACCAAUGCCUCAGAUAAGCAGAAGAGAUCGGAGAGGUGUUUUCAUCGUCAUAACAUCCGCACCCCGCUCUCCCCCUUCCACGGACAGCCUUUGGCCCAGCGUGGGAGGCGAGGGGUAAAAUUCGUGACAAUCUCAAUGGGUCCACAGGCGGCGCUGGUGUGUGACUGGAGGCUGUGGCGCCGGAAUGUGUUGGUCCAGCCCUGUGGUUUGGUGCUGUUCACAAAGACUCAAGUUUAUUCAAAUGUACUUCAGCUUAUUUAAAUGUACUAUGGAAGAGCUUCCUUUACUAAAAUGGAAUCGGAACCUUUAUCCAUUUAUUUAUAUAUAUUCAAUUGUUUUUACUCAUUUGUUUAUUUGUGUGUUAACUAAUUUAUCUACAUUUAUGAAAUUCACCUUCCGCCGAUCAAUACUUAUUAUUAUACACCAAUACACAUGGUUUCAUAAUUACGAUAAAUGGCAUACAUGUGAUACAUUUUGUUGAAAGUCUAUUUGUAUUGGAAUCAUUUUCAUUUGUGUGUGUGUGUGUGUGUGUGUGUGUGUGUGUGUGUGUAUGUGCGAGGGUUCCAGUGGCAGUGUGUGUGCGCAGUGUUGCAGAGGUGACAAGGUUCUCUCCGCCUCCCAUGGUUUGUCAACAGUUCCUGUUCUUGAGUGCUGUUCUUGGUGGUGUGCGGAGGACACUCAGCCUUUCAAUAAAACUCAGCACGGCUGCCAA
Messenger RNA from Eriocheir sinensis (Chinese mitten crab), 3998 nucleotides. Its product is annotated as adenylate kinase isoenzyme 5-like. Gene Ontology annotation, cellular component: cytosol; cytoplasm. Gene Ontology annotation, biological process: nucleoside triphosphate biosynthetic process. The coding region runs from base 1189 to 3159 and encodes 656 amino acids. The transcript is spliced from 16 exons. Lineage: Eukaryota; Metazoa; Arthropoda; Malacostraca; Decapoda; Varunidae. Gene Ontology annotation, molecular function: AMP kinase activity; ATP binding. The record is from RefSeq and is a predicted model, not a curated record.